This is a messenger RNA of Colletotrichum navitas, 849 nucleotides long. RefSeq names its product dienelactone hydrolase. The transcript has 3 exons. Gene Ontology annotation, molecular function: hydrolase activity. Bases 1 to 849 code for a protein of 282 amino acids. The record is from RefSeq and is a predicted model, not a curated record. Lineage: Eukaryota; Fungi; Ascomycota; Sordariomycetes; Glomerellales; Glomerellaceae.
AUGACCGAGACCGCAUCCGCCAAGCCAGAGUUCCUCGCCCAGCCCCCGGGGCCGUGCUGCUGGGCCGGCACCCUGCACGAGGGUAGCCCCCGCGGCGGCGUCGAGGAUAUCCUCGGCGCACCGACUUACGUAGUCCGUCCCUCGGACGUGAAGAAUGCGCCGGCGGCCAACGGCCAUGUCGUGCUUUAUUUCCCCGACGUCUGGGGCCUCUCGGUCAACGCGCAGUGCCUCCUCGACGGCUUCGCCGCCGCCGGCUACACGGCGCUCGGCAUGGACUACUUCCGCGGCGACCCCAUCUCCCUGUACCGCGCCACCAAGGACGACCCGCUGCCGCCGGGUUUCGACUUCGCCGCCUGGCGUGCCAAGCACUCCGCCUUCGCCGCCGAGACCGUGCCGCGCUGGACCGCGGCCGUCCGCGCGCGCUUCGGCGCCGAGUUGCACGCCGCGACGGGGACCGAGACCCGCUUCGCCUGCGUUGGGUACUGCUUUGGCGCGCCGUACGUGUGCGAUCUACUUGCCGGGGUCGGCGGCGACGGCGAGCCGGCGGUGUCGGCCGGGGCGUUCGCGCACCCGACCGCGCUGAAGGAGGAGCAUUUCGCGGGGGUGAAAAGACCCCUGCUGCUCUCCUGUGCCGAGAACGAUCACGCGUUUCCCACUGAGUCGCGGAGGAAGGCGAUCGAUGUCCUCCAGAAGGAGGGCAAGGUUUACCACCUGCAGCUCUUCCAAGGCGUAGGCCACGGCUUCGCGGUGAAGGGCGACCCGUCGGAUCCGUACCAACGCUGGUGCAAGGAGCAAAGCCUCAAGGCCACAAUCGACUGGUUCGACAUGUGGCUAAUUCGCAGCUCCUGA